AUGGACUGGUUGGGACGGUUUAGAGCCCAAAUCCGGUGCAAAGAGCAGAAAGUGGUGUUACGGGGGCCCAGCGGGAAGAGGGUGUCGUAUCGGGGAACGACGGAGAAACCCGGGAUCAAGUUAGUAUCAAUGAUAAAGAUGAAAAAGUACGUGGAGAAAGGCAAUGAGUUGUUCUUGUGCUCUGUUGAAAACCUGAAGGCAAAAGGGAAUGUAGCUCAGACCAUACCCGUCGUCCGUGAGUUCCUUGACGUUUUUCCCGAGGAAAUACCGAGUAUGCCCCCUCCGAGAGAAGUGGAAUUCUCGGUGGAUCUUAUACCAGGCACCGCACCCAUUUCCAAGGCCCCAUACCGGUUAGCAACGAAAGAAAUGCAAGAGCUGAAAACCCAACUACAAGAGCUUUUAGACAAGGGCGACAUCUGA
Messenger RNA from Ipomoea nil (Japanese morning glory), 420 nucleotides. RefSeq lists its product as uncharacterized. The transcript has a single exon. The record is from RefSeq and is a predicted model, not a curated record. The coding region runs from base 1 to 420 and encodes 139 amino acids. NCBI's taxonomy places the organism in Eukaryota, Viridiplantae, Streptophyta, Magnoliopsida, Solanales, Convolvulaceae.